AUGGAACAUAAAAUUAAGUCCAUCUGUUUUAUGAAAAUUGGGUUGCUUAUCCUUUUAACUUGGAUAUAUCAUUUUUACAAUGAAGAGAGCACAUUUCAUAUAUUGUAUGGACAGAAAAAAUAUGAUAUAAAAUUAUAUUUAAGUCAUUUUAGAAUAUUAAGAGGAUGUGAUGAAAAAAAUAAUUCAAAUAUUGUAGAGCCAGAACAACAGAUACAUAAAGAUGAAGAGAAUGAUGGAAAAGCUAUGUCCAACAACAGAAGGAAAAACAAACAAACAAACGUACAAUCAAGAAGAAGUUCAUUAUAUGAAGAAUUCAAUAAAAACUAUAAAGUGCAAAAGAAGUUAAUAUAUGGAAAAAAAAAGUUAUCUCCUUUUGAAAGAAAAUUUUUCAAGCAACUAGAUUACAUAGAUUUUAUUAUAAAAAAAAAACCGUUAUUAAGAAAUAAGGCAUACCGAAAAUUAGUGUGUAAAAAGUUUGGACACAAAAUGUUUUUACUUACUUUAGUACUCUCAUUCGUAUUAUUAGCAUCAUUAGGAGGUACAAUUGGUGGUUUUUUUGGUCAAAGUGAUAAAUUAUAUGGUACUAGUGCUUCUAGUAUAACUGAUAUAACUUUAUCAUAUGAUUAUAGUAUAUCAUUUCUUGUAUUUUUGGGUACAUUAAUUGUCAUAUUGAUAAUAUUUCCUUCUUUUACUUAUAUGAAAUUUACAAAACAUAAAAGAAUUUUGAAGAAGAAAUGUUAG
Plasmodium malariae is the source of this 741-nucleotide messenger RNA. Its product is annotated as Plasmodium exported protein, unknown function. The transcript has 2 exons. The coding region runs from base 1 to 741 and encodes 246 amino acids. NCBI's taxonomy places the organism in Eukaryota, Apicomplexa, Aconoidasida, Haemosporida, Plasmodiidae. The record is from RefSeq and is a predicted model, not a curated record.